Molecule: messenger RNA, 966 nt
Organism: Lasiodiplodia theobromae
Lineage: Eukaryota; Fungi; Ascomycota; Dothideomycetes; Botryosphaeriales; Botryosphaeriaceae
Product: alcohol dehydrogenase
Exons: 1
Coding region: 1-966 (321 amino acids)
Molecular function (GO): oxidoreductase activity
Source: RefSeq, a predicted model, not a curated record
AUGAAAGCAUUCCGGUACGAAGAUCCUGAAACAGGAGUUCGGCUUGAAGAAAUCCCUAUUCCAGAACCCAAACACGGCCAAGCUCUCAUCAAAGUACAAGCCGCCGGCCUCUGUCACUCAGACGUACACAUCAUCCAAGGACGAGGGCAUAGUUGGAUCGCAAAACGCCCAAUUACUUUGGGCCACGAAGUUUCCGGAACCAUCGUGAAGCUCGGACCGGGGCCAUCAACCGUUCAAGUAGGUGACCGCGUUGCUGUUGCCAUACCAUCGCACCCAGUCGAGAAAGCUUCGUGGGAAACCGCAAUCGGGCUGGGGUACGACGGAGGAUAUGGCCAAUUUGUUCUGGGACACCUUGAAUUCCUGGUCAAGAUUCCGGACAACGUUUCCUUCGAGCAGGCUGCGGUAGCGACGGACUCGAUCGCAACGGCGUAUCAUGCGGUAGCGGCAACAGCUGGAGCGGACCAAUCGAGCACCGUGGCAAUACUCGGAAUCGGAGGCCUUGGUAUGAACGCGGUCACGAUCGCUGCUCUGCGGGGAGCAAAGGUCUACGGCAUUGAUCUCAAUAUGGCAAAGUUCGAAGAGGCAAAGCGCUGCGGUGCCAGUGCGUGCGCGGCAACGCUAAAGGAGUUUGCCGAUGUCAAGUUCGAUAUCAUCAUCGACUUUGUCGGAGUCACAUCAACUGUUCAGUCCGCAAUCUCCUCUGUCAAGAACGGCGGCACUGUUGUGCUUGUCGGACUGGGGGCCACCAGCGUCGAAAUCCGAACAACAUCCUUUGUUACACGGAGCAUCACACUGAAGGCCUCGAUUGGCGCGUCAAAAGAAGACCUCCAGGAGGUUUUGAACUUGCUCUCUACCGGUCAUCUCCGACCAAAUCUGAUCGAGAUCCCAUUUGAAGACAUCCCGAAGGGGCUCCAACGAUUGGACGGUGGUGAAGUUAACGGGCGUCUAUUCACCCGCCCCAAUUAA